This is a messenger RNA of Rhododendron vialii, 2739 nucleotides long. Its product is annotated as zinc finger protein JACKDAW. Lineage: Eukaryota; Viridiplantae; Streptophyta; Magnoliopsida; Ericales; Ericaceae. Bases 427 to 1998 code for a protein of 523 amino acids. The transcript is spliced from 3 exons. Gene Ontology annotation, cellular component: nucleus. The record is from RefSeq and is a predicted model, not a curated record. Gene Ontology annotation, molecular function: DNA-binding transcription factor activity.
GGAAGACUGGAAGAGUAGCCUCUUAUGAGAGAGAGAGAGAGAGAGAGAGAGAGAGAAAAAAGUGAUUUGAAAAGAAAAAAAAAAAAAAAAGAGUAUGAGGAAAUAUUCUCUAUAACUUUCAUGUGUUUCUUUUGGUUUUUUCUUCCUAGAUAUCAAACCAAGGGUACUACCACUAGCCCAGCUCUCACUCUCUCUCUCUCUCUCUCUCUCUAGCAAGAAUAAUCCCAAGUCUUGUGAACAUUUUCCGGUUUGUUUUCGGGGGGGAUUUCUUGUUCUUUAGCCACAAUCUAAACAGCUCCAGAUUCUGAAUACCACCAAGAUUUUCUUUUCGCAUCCGUUUGUUUCUGCCGAAAUUAAGACCCCCUAUCAAGCUCCUUGGUUGUUUCUGCUUGUUCUCUUUAGAAUUUAAAUCCAUAGUACUCUCAGAUGCAGAUGAUGUUGUCCGGUGGUGGAGAUCAUCAUCAUGUCUUCUCAAUUCCCUCUUCCCUCAAAGGGUUCUCUCAAGACCCAGCUCACGAUUCAAACCCUAACCCUAAAACCAUCCCCAAUAAUAGUACCGCCGCCAAGAAGAGGAGAAAUCUUCCGGGAACUCCAGAUCCAGACGCAGAGGUGAUCGCUCUAUCGCCAAAGACGCUGAUGGCCACGAACCGCUUCGUGUGCGAGAUCUGCAACAAAGGGUUCCAGAGGGACCAGAACCUGCAGCUCCACCGGCGCGGCCACAACCUGCCGUGGAAGCUGAAGCAGAGGGCGAAGACGGAGAUCCCGAAAAAGAAGGUGUACAUAUGUCCCGAGACGGCCUGUGUGCACCACGACCCCGGCCGGGCCUUGGGCGACCUGACAGGGAUCAAGAAGCACUUCAGCAGGAAGCACGGCGAGAAGAAGUGGAAGUGCGAGAAGUGCUCGAAGAAGUACGCCGUGCAGUCGGACUGGAAGGCGCAUUCGAAGACGUGCGGGACGAGGGAGUACAAGUGCGACUGUGGCACGCUGUUUUCCAGGAAAGAUAGCUUCAUCACCCACAGAGCAUUCUGUGAUGCCUUGAAUGAAGAAAGUGCGAGAAUCGCUUCACUUCCUCCUCCCAAUCUCAACUUCACAAAUGAUCCUUUGAAUGAGGGAAUGACCAACACCAUUUCCCAGCCAAACUUACCACCCGGGAUGGCCGGAAUGUCCCAAUUCGGUGGAGGUUACCGGCCAAACUAUGCCGGAAUGGGGGCCGGAGGAAGUUCCCUAAUGAAUAAUGAGCAGCAGAAGCCCAGGUUGUCACUUUGGUUGGAUCACCAAGCGAAUUCUCAGCUCAAUCCCAUUGACAUGGCAAUGAAUUCCAAUAACCUGUCUGAUAUUUUCCAAAUGGCACAAUCCAACCUGUUUGGAUCCUCAACGAUGCCGAAUUUCGGCCAACCCAAUCAGUCAAAUUGGGUUGAGAAAAACGUUGCAGCCCCGAAAUCGGCGAAUCUUUCACUUUCUGGAGGGGUGAGCAAGGGGUCGACUACCGUAUCCGAUCAGACACUGGCUUCCAUGUACUCUGACACCCAAAGCCACCGACCCAAUUCGCCUGCGCCACCAAUGUCUGCCACCGCACUGCUGCAGAAGGCGGCGCAGAUGGGGUCCACUAGAAGCAACCCAUCAAUCAUGGGCAACAGUUUUGGAGUAAUGAACUCGAAUUCUGCGAAUUCAAACAGUACAACAUCUGGCUUCAAUGUUUUGGUGUCCAACAAUGAGGCCAAUUUACCAAUGGGGGGUUCCAGUUUGAGCUCAUUAACUAGUACUACUGCAUCAAGCAAUUUGGAGCAGUUUAUGAUGCAGAGUGGCGUGGGUCAAGGCAAUUCAGUGGUUCCUUUGAAGUUGAAUCAGGGUUCGAACCGGGGCGAAAACGGCCCGACCAGAGACUUUUUGGGCGUGGGUGGUGAAGGUGGUCGUCGAUUCUUGCCACAAGAGCUAGCCAAGUUUGCUUCAAUGGGCGCGGCGGCCAUGGGUUUGGGCCAUUUCACUAGCAACCAUUGAACCCGGAAUCGUCUCGGCUCGUAUAUAGAAUUUGGUACGGGAUUCUCUGUUCCCAAAUAUCUCCGUCGCUUUUGUUUGAAUGCAUUGAACCUCUGCACUAUCGUUUCUAGGAGUACAUGAUUUUCACGUUACAACAUAAGACGGGCGAUUCAAUCGCCGCUUGAAUAUUUUGUUCAAAUCGACCCAGCUCAACGGUCACGUUAAGGGUUUGUCCCUCAACACUCUUAGUACAACCGACAUUGUUCGAGCCGGCCUAUGUGUAAAUUGCUACAAUGCAUUGCUACAAAAGAGCGAGCGAUAUUAGGGAACAGAGAAUCCAUGGCCCGGUAAGUCUGCCAAUUAACCGCUCGCAAAGUGAGAUUACUCACAAUCUUGAGGUGAUAAAUCACGACCCUGGGACAAGGACACGAGAUCUUCCAAGUUUUCUCGAUAUCACAUAUUUGUAUGCGUUCCACCCACUCUCGUGCUUUUCGAGAAAAUAGGGAGGGAGAGGGGUCCAAUUGGGAGAAGGUGAGGGGCCCAAGUGGAUGUCGGAGUUGGACAGAACAAUGGAGACUGUGGAGGAGUAUUGCAUGUUGUUUGUUUUCUUGUAUUUGGUAGUUUAUCUUUUGGGCAUGUGGUCUCUUAUCUUUACGUGGUCAGACUCUUUUUCCUCUUUUUGUCUAUCGGAAAUCAAGAGCACAGAAAACAACGAGAGAUUCGUUGACUCUUGUGCCAAAUUAUUAUUUCAUUUUACACUCC